Messenger RNA from Paramecium sonneborni, 2458 nucleotides. Lineage: Eukaryota; Ciliophora; Oligohymenophorea; Peniculida; Parameciidae. The record is from the annotation of a GenBank genome assembly.
AUGAUUUUUCUUUUGUUUUUAUCAUCAAUAACCAAUUUGUCUUGUCUCAUAUUUAAUUUAAUGGAAUUACAAAAUACAUUACGAUCUUAUUUAAGUUCGUUUGAAACAUAUUCUUAUGUAAGAGAUAUAAAAUUAAGAGUGUUGUAUGGUGAUAAGUAUGAAUAUAGUUUCAAAUUAGGAUGCAUAUUAAAAUAGUUCAAUAAUGCUUGGCUGCAUUUCUUAUCGAUAAUGAUGAAUCGCCAAUUUUAAGACUCUUAGCUCUCAAAGUAACAAUCAAACCUUAAAUUUAUUUUUAGUUUAACAAGGAAUUGGCAGAAACAUUCAAUGAAGAUUAUAUACAUAUGAUGUAAAAAAUCGUUCUCCCAAAAAUGGAAUAGAUUGCAAUCUUCAAAAAAGAAUCACCGGAUAAUGACAGAGGAAAAUAUUUCUUUUUAGGAUAAUAGAAACCUCAUUAAGGUAUUUGUAGUACAAAAGUAGUUAAGGCAAUAAAGAAUUACAGGCAUUAGGUGAUCAAUUUUUUCGAGUGACAUUAGAAUGUAUUAGAAUUUGGGGUAGAUGGUUUCCUUUAGAUAAAUAACAUCAUCGCUUAAGUUUAUAUCGUGUUGCCUAUGAAAGAUUAUAUAAAAUCGGAGUUCGUUUUCCAGAAAUAUAAUACUUUGAUCUUCAUUAAGUUCAUACAAAUUUACCUUCUACAUUUCCUCCUCUUUCAAUGAUGUUACAAUUAAAAAGAGUUAUGAGUGUUCAUCUUCACUCUACAACUAAAGAAAUCUGUAGAUAUUUAGAAUCUCAUUUACCUGAAGAAUAUCAUUAAACAUAAUAUUCUUCAUUUGCUGAAUUAUUUUAGACUAUUGUCAAAAAACAUAUUCUUCACAAAAAUAAAUAAGCAAAAAUCGCAAGCCUAUUUUUAGAAAAAGAAUAAAUACAAACCCAACCUAAAAAAUAAGAUAAUCAUGAAGAAUGGACUUAACUUUAAAGACUAUAAAGUGAAAAUUAACAACUUGAAUUACUUAAUAAUUUGCAUCAAUAAAAAAUGUAAGAAUUAUAAAAAUCAAUUAUACAAACUUAAAAUCAAAAUACCCUUUUGUAAUUAUAAAUCAAAGAUAAAUAAUUAUUAAUUGAAAAAUAAGAAACUGAGUGGAAAAAUAUUGAAAAAAAAUUCUUGUCUUUGCUUGAAGAAUACAAAAAAACACAUUAAUCCAAAAAUCCUUACAUUCUUGCUUAAUUUGAAAAAAAUGUAAAAUUAUUUUAUAAAUUUUAGUUAGCAGAAUAUAAAAUUGAAUAUGGUCUUAGUUAUAAGGAGGUUGAUUGUUUUAAGUUAAGAGCAGAGAAUGAAUAUCUUAUAAAACAAUUAGAUGAACAACAAGACUUAUAUAAUUCAAUUAAACAUGAAAAAGAGGUCUUACUUACAGAAAAUAGAUUAUUGAUGAAAAAAUUAUCCAAUUUAACUUAAAAAUAAACUUAAGUAGAUAAAAUAGAACAAGAGCUUCCAUAAAAUAUUGAAGAGUUCAAAUUUUAUAAACAAAAAUCAAAUUUAGUUUAAUAUGAAUAAAUUAUGAUUUGUUAAAAGAGAUAAAUAACAUAAUUAAAAGAUUAACUUUUAUAAAUGAAUGAUAAAAAAAACAGUGUUACAAGUUAAACUUGGGGAAUUAGUACAAAAUCUAAUUCAAGAAGAAAUAUCAAUGAAUUAUAAGCUUGCAAUCUUUAAUCAUCAAAAUAAUCUGAAAUUCAGAAAAGUCCUUAUAGAUAAUCUAAAAUUAUCAUGCCUCCUAUUUUAGAUUAUGAUGCAACAAUAUUUGCUAUUAAUCCUAAUUGUUUUAAUACUAGAUUUCGAUAAGCGUGUUUUACCUAAAAAUCUAUUAUUUAUUAAGAUGAUAAUAUAUAAAUUAAUACAAAUACCUUAAUAAAAAUAACAACGUUAAUUGUAAUUCUUACAAUACAAAAUAAAUCGACAAUAAAAUUAAAAGAUUUAAAUUUAAUAUUGCAAAAUACAAAUUAAUUGUAGGUUGAAAAAAUAAAUGACUUGAAAAAUGUAAUGAAUCCUGAUGAGAGUUAAACAAUAUAAAUUCAAAUUGAAAUUCAUGAAAUACCAUAUUCUAUUUUAGAAGCUUAACUCACAUAUAUGGAUAAAAUUAUAUAAUUUGCUAUUCCUUGUACAAUUAAUAAAUUUUUGACAUUCAAUUCUUAUUAGAAAUUACCAACAUCUUAUUUCUAUUAAAGCAAACCUUUUCUAACUGGGUUCUAGAAUUCGAUUCCUAAUCUUUUACCUGAAUUUUAGAUAUUAAAUCGAUCUGAGAAUGAAAUAAAUUUAUCAGUAUUGGCAGAAUAUAAUAAUGAAGAAUAUGAUAUAAUGAUUUCUUGUAAAAAAUCUAUGAUGUAAAUAAAAAUGAAUGGUGGCUAAAAUGAUAAACUUGUUAAAACAAUAAUAUCUACAUACUAAGGCUUAUUUUUGAAAAGGUGA